AGGUGAAGAGGGCGUUUCUGAAACUUUAGUCAUCCGCGAGUGAAGCAACGACUGUAAGGAUGGUCGGAGGCAGUCAGAUGCAGUCCUUCAUGGCGAGGAAUGUGGUAGCCUGUGAUGCGACAUAGGCUGUGUGGAGCAAGUUCUUGUGCGAUCGAGUGGUCGUCGUUUGUGAGAGAUGGCGCAAACGGACAUACAACAAAGUCGCAAGUCGCCACGGCAGGCCGAGAGCGGGCACACCGUCUCAGGGCGACCUUUGCACGACCGUCGGCGACAGGGUCCAUUCUCAGGCUUCAGACUUCGGCCUUCACUUUCAGCCACGAAUUCAAGGCGAGCUCAGUAGAUGCGGGGCACGCGACACUCGGACUGAUAAGAAAGUUCCUAAUUCACUUAUCAGCUUGCUUGCUGCUUGCGCCUUCCUCCAACCACUUUGCUCGCCAACUGACCUACUUGUCCUCAUCUUGCUUGCUCUUGCUCUUGCUCUCUCUUACUCUUACUCUUACUCUUACUCUUACUCUUACUCUUACUCUUACUCUUGCCUCUUCCUAGCACAUCGCCCUCACCAUGUCGGACAAAUCGAACGCCCCUUCGCAAUGCCUCGGACCCAACUACCGCGCCGAAGGUGAAAAGCCCACUGCCACCGUCUCGAAGAAAGUCCGC
Messenger RNA from Aureobasidium pullulans EXF-150, 657 nucleotides. RefSeq lists its product as uncharacterized. Lineage: Eukaryota; Fungi; Ascomycota; Dothideomycetes; Dothideales; Saccotheciaceae. The record is from RefSeq and is a predicted model, not a curated record. The transcript has a single exon. The coding region runs from base 115 to 546 and encodes 143 amino acids.